AUGGGAUAUAAGAUAUAUUCUAACUCUGACUUAGUUCAAACAGUAACAUGGGCAAACUAUGAAUGGUUCGCUUUGAGAAACUCAGUACCACCACAAGCUAGAGAACAAACAGACCAGUAUGCAAAUAUUGAGAAAAUAAGAAGACUUGACCCUAACGUUCCAGGAGUUUAUGUUAACCUUUCUGGUUCAGAUGGAAAUGCUGCCACUAAAGUAAAACUGAAACUUAGAGUUCCUUUGUCAUCUUUCCUCAUCUUCAGGUUUUUAAGAUACUUGCCAAACUGGGCAGGAAAAAUUUCUAUCGAACUUACUCCAAGCAAAAAUAACUUAGUCAUUGCACCAACACAAGACCCAUUCACUAUUACAGACGUAAAGGGAACAAAUAAAACAUCAUUCGCCGAAUUUUGCAAAGACAAAGUUGACUUAGACUUUGGUUUCUCAAACUUCAACAAUGAAGUAAACUAUUAUUUCAAUGCUGCUGGAGAUGCUUGGGACCCAGUUAAGUUCACAUGCGAAAAGUUUGAAUGCAAGAGAAUAGAAAGCAGACUUGCCGUUUAUAUGUUGGACCCAGAUAUUUCAAAUGCUUUAGCUGCCAAAUAUAUUGCAGUUCCACUUAUGUUCCCUAUACACCAAAUAUCUGUCAAAGACUUUGCAGGUGAAGUUGGAAACCAAAGUGCUGACCCAGGUGCAAGAACAGAUAUUGCUUUAACAACUGCAAUGAAACAUGCAGAUACUAUGUUUGUACUGUUCAGACGAACUAUAAAUGACUAUUCUUGUUUCUACAACCCUGGUAUUAAAUAUCAUAUAAACAUAGAUGGCAAAUAUUAUCCAAGAGAAGAAUAUUCUACAGUUG
Messenger RNA from Trichomonas vaginalis G3, 850 nucleotides. RefSeq names its product protein of unknown function, DUF4106 family. The annotation marks the transcript as partial. Lineage: Eukaryota; Parabasalia; Trichomonadida; Trichomonadidae. The transcript has a single exon. The record is from RefSeq and is a predicted model, not a curated record.